Messenger RNA from Diceros bicornis minor, 5680 nucleotides. RefSeq names its product HECT, C2 and WW domain containing E3 ubiquitin protein ligase 2 (gene HECW2). The transcript is spliced from 29 exons. Lineage: Eukaryota; Metazoa; Chordata; Mammalia; Perissodactyla; Rhinocerotidae. The record is from RefSeq and is a predicted model, not a curated record. Gene Ontology annotation, biological process: regulation of dendrite morphogenesis. The coding region runs from base 505 to 5220 and encodes 1571 amino acids. Gene Ontology annotation, molecular function: protein binding; ubiquitin-protein transferase activity.
UUUGACAUUUCGGCUUCCGCUGCCCUGAAAGGCGGGCGAGCGGCACCGGGAGGUGUUUCGUGCUUCGGGUCUCCCGGGGAGCUGAGGCGUUUGGGUCCAUUUGAGCAUCACUUGAGGGAGAGGCGGCGGCGUUUGCUCUUGGUCAGGGCUGUGUCGGGAACCUCCGCGGCCGGGGCCUGGGGCCUGGAGGAGACCGGGGCUGCGGCUUUAGACGUAGACGGUCCCGAGGACGUGCGGCUGCAGAGACCUGCCUCUUCCAUGCCUUGUCUUCUCUGUUAGCAGUGCUCAAGUGCUUUUCUUUGAUUUUUACGAGUAAUUUUGGGAACAUCUUUACGGGCACAUUUCUUUCUCUUGGAGUUGGAAGUCUUCGGAGACAUACCGAGAGCUCACAGUUAGAGUUACAAGGGAUCGAUGCAUAUUCAACUUCGAGAAGGAAAGCAUUAGCGAUCAUCACAGCUAGAGGUGGACGCCUUGUAGGAAGCCAACCUCAGCGAGGCAGACGGCAUGGCUAGCUCAGCCCGGGAUCACCUGCUUUUUGUGCGGCGUCGAAAUCCCCAGAUGCGGUACACACUGAGCCCUGAGAACCUCCAGAGCCUCGCGGCCCAGAGCUCCAUGCCCGAGAACAUGACCCUCCAGCGGGCCAACAGCGACACCGACCUGGUGACCUCCGAGAGCCGCUCCAGCUUGACUGCCAGCAUGUACGAGUACACGCUGGGGCAAGCCCAGAACCUCAUUAUCUUCUGGGACAUCAAAGAGGAGGUGGACCCCAGUGACUGGAUUGGACUCUAUCACAUAGACGAGAAUUCUCCAGCCAACUUCUGGGAUUCUAAAAACAGGGGUGUGACCGGAACACAAAAAGGACAAAUUGUAUGGAGAAUUGAGCCUGGGCCCUACUUUAUGGAACCGGAGAUAAAAAUCUGUUUUAAAUACUACCACGGCAUUAGUGGAGCCCUGAGAGCCACGACCCCCUGCAUCACGGUGAAGAACCCCGCUGUGCUGAUGGGGGCAGAAGGCAUGGAAGGAGGUGCUUCAGGGAAUCAGCAUUCCCGGAAACUCGUUAGCUUUACAUUGUCAGAUCUUAGAGCAGUUGGGCUAAAGAAAGGGAUGUUCUUCAAUCCUGACCCUUACCUUAAGAUGUCCAUUCAGCCAGGGAAGAAGAGCAGUUUCCCCACCUGUGCCCACCAUGGGCAGGAGAGAAGGUCCACCAUCAUCAGUAACACCACUAAUCCAAUUUGGCACCGAGAGAAAUACUCCUUUUUUGCACUUCUUACCGAUGUCUUAGAAAUUGAAAUUAAAGACAAAUUUGCCAAGAGCCGUCCUAUCAUCAAGCGUUUUCUGGGGAAACUCACCAUCCCAGUGCAGAGGCUGCUGGAGCGGCAGGCCAUCGGUGACCAGAUGCUCAGCUACAACCUUGGCCGAAGGCUCCCAGCUGACCACGUGAGUGGGUACCUCCAGUUUAAAGUGGAGGUUACCUCAUCUGUGCAUGAAGAUGCUUCUCCAGAAGCUGUGGGCACAAUACUUGGAGUCAGUACUGUGAACGGAGACCUAGGAAGCCCUUCUGAUGAGGAGGACCUGCCAGGGGGCCAUCAUGACGGCCCAGUUUGUUCUAAUGGACCAGUUUCUGAGGAGAGUGCCGAUGGGACCCCCAAGCAUUCUUUCAGGACUAGCUCUACUCUGGAAAUAGACACAGAGGAAUUAACCUCCACUUCUUCAAGGGCCUCCCCUCCCAGAGGACGUCAGGAUUCACUCAAUGAUUAUUUAGAUGCUAUUGAACAAAAUGGCCACGCUAGGCCAGGCACAGCUACCUGCUCGGAGAGGUCCAUGGGAGCCUCACCGAAACUAAGGAGUAGUUUUCCCACCGACACAAGACUCAAUGCAAUGCUUCAUAUCGACUCAGAUGAAGAAGACCACGAGUUCCAGCAAGACCUGGGUUAUCCAUCUUCCUUGGAGGAGGAAGGAGGGUUAAUAAUGUUUAGCAGGGCUUCCAGAAGUGAUGAUGGGAGCCUGACAUCUCAGACAAAGCCGGAAGACAACCGAGUGGAGAUUGAGGAAGCCUCCAUACAUGAAGCUGCCUCCUUCGAGGAUAAGCCAGAAAAUCUUCCAGAGCUUGCAGAGAGCUCCUUACCCUCAGGCCCAGUCCCAGAUGAAAGUGAAAAUGGGCUGGAGUCUCAACCAAGUGCUGAGCAGGGCAGCACUGAAUUGUAUGGCUCUCAGGAGGUAGAUCAGCCCACAAGUGGGGCAGACACGGGGACUUCCGACACAUCGGGAGGAAGCCGCAGAGCCAUCAGCGAGACCGAGUCCCUUGAUCAGGGGUCUGAGCCAUCCCAGGUGUCCUCUGAGACAGAACCCAGUGACCCUGCCAGGACAGAGAGUGUGAGCGAGGCCAGCACCAGGCCCGAGGGAGAGAGUGACCUGGAAGGCGCGGACAGCUCCUGCAACGAGAGCGUUACCACGCAGCUGUCCUCGGUGGAGACUCGGUGCUCAUCUCUUGAGAGUGCACGGUUUCCCGAAACCCCGGCCUUUUCUUCUCAGGAGGAGGAAGAUGGAGCCUCUGCAGCAGAGCCCACCAGCAGUGGCCCUGCCAAUGGGUCCCAGGAUUCCAUACGUACUCCUGGUCCUUUACCUGUGCUGCAGGAGCCCAGUGGAGAGGAGGAGGGGCCAGGGGCAGAAUCAGCCACUUUACCUGAGCAGGAGGAGGUGGGGGAGGUCUGGCAGCGGAGGGGGAGCCUGGAGGGAGCUGCUGCUGCUGCUGAGAGCCAGCCUCAAGAAGAGGGUGAUGCUGGGGAUGCCCAAGGGGCCUGUGAAGGGGCCACUGCCCAGGAAGAGGGCGCUACUGGAGGUUCUCAAGCCAACGGCCACCAGCCAUUGCGAUCGCUGCCUUCAGUGCGCCAGGAUGUUAGCCGGUACCAGAGGGUGGACGAGGCUCUUCCACCAAACUGGGAGGCGCGCAUCGACAGCCACGGCAGGAUCUUCUACGUGGAUCACGUCAACAGGACCACCACGUGGCAGCGGCCCACGGCGCCCCCCGCCCCGCAGGUGCUGCAGCGCUCGAACUCCAUACAGCAGAUGGAGCAGCUGAACCGGCGAUAUCAGAGUAUCCGCAGAACCAUGACUAACGAGAGGCCGGAGGAAAAUGCCAACGCUGUCGAUGGGGCAGGGGAGGAGGCUGACUUUCACCAAGCCAGUGCGGAUUUCCGACGGGAGAGCGUCCUGCCCCACUCUACCUCCAGAUCCAGGCUCACGUUGCUGUUACAGUCUCCCCCUGUGAAGUUCCUCAUCAGCCCAGAGUUCUUCACCGUGCUGCAUUCUAACCCUAGUGCCUACCGCAUGUUUACAAACAACACGUGUUUGAAGCACAUGAUCACCAAAGUCCGGAGGGAUACCCACCACUUUGAACGCUACCAGCAUAACCGGGACCUUGUGGGAUUCCUCAACAUGUUCGCGAACAAACAGCUGGAGCUGCCGAGGGGCUGGGAGAUGAAGCACGAUCACCAGGGCAAGGCGUUUUUUGUCGACCACAACUCCCGUACCACCACUUUCAUCGAUCCCCGGCUCCCCCUGCAGAGCAGUAGACCCACCAGCGCACUGGUUCAUCGGCAACACCUGACGCGGCAGCGCAGCCACAGCGCCGGCGAGGUAGGAGAAGAUUCUCGACAUGCAGGACCACCAGUUCUUCCCAGGCCGUCGAGUACGUUCAAUACAGUCAGUCGGCCACAGUACCAGGACAUGGUUCCAGUGGCUUAUAAUGACAAGAUUGUUGCAUUUCUGCGCCAACCCAACAUCUUUGAAAUUCUACAGGAGCGUCAACCUGAUCUUACUAGGAAUCACUCACUCAGGGAGAAGAUCCAAUUUAUUCGAACUGAAGGGACCCCAGGAUUGGUGCGUCUUUCAAGCGAUGCGGACCUUGUUAUGUUGCUGAGUUUAUUUGAAGAAGAGAUAAUGUCAUAUGUGCCUCCACAUGCCUUACUCCACCCCAGCUACUGUCAGUCCCCACGUGGCUCCCCCGUGUCCUCUCCCCAGAACUCGCCAGGUACUCAGCGUGCCAAUGCCCGGGCUCCAGCCCCGUACAAGCGAGACUUUGAAGCCAAACUAAGGAACUUUUACAGGAAGUUAGAGACUAAAGGAUAUGGACAAGGCCCAGGGAAAUUAAAGUUAAUUAUCAGAAGAGAUCACUUACUCGAAGAUGCUUUUAAUCAGAUUAUGGGCUACUCCAGAAAGGAUCUGCAGAGAAAUAAGCUGUACGUCACAUUUGUCGGGGAGGAAGGGCUGGAUUACAGUGGGCCUUCCAGAGAGUUUUUCUUCCUGGUAUCCAGAGAACUCUUUAACCCAUAUUAUGGCUUAUUUGAAUAUUCAGCCAAUGACACAUACACAGUACAGAUAAGUCCCAUGUCUGCUUUUGUAGACAAUCACCAUGAAUGGUUCCGGUUCAGUGGUAGGAUUCUUGGUCUUGCACUAAUACACCAGUAUCUGUUGGAUGCCUUCUUCACACGGCCGUUUUAUAAGGCUCUUCUCAGAAUCCUGUGUGACCUGAGUGAUCUAGAAUACCUUGAUGAGGAGUUCCACCAGAGCCUGCAGUGGAUGAAGGACAAUGAUAUCCAUGACAUCCUGGACCUCACGUUCACUGUGAAUGAAGAAGUUUUUGGUCAGAUUACUGAACGAGAAUUAAAACCAGGAGGUGCAAAUAUCCCGGUCACAGAGAAGAACAAGAAAGAGUACAUCGAGAGGAUGGUGAAAUGGAGGAUUGAGAGGGGCGUGGUGCAGCAAACGGAGAGCUUAGUUCGGGGCUUCUAUGAGGUGGUGGACGCCCGGCUGGUAUCUGUUUUUGAUGCAAGAGAACUAGAACUGGUCAUCGCAGGCACAGCGGAAAUAGACCUGAGUGAUUGGAGAAACAACACAGAAUACAGAGGAGGAUAUCAUGACAAUCAUAUUGUAAUUCGGUGGUUCUGGGCUGCAGUGGAAAGAUUCAACAAUGAACAACGACUAAGGUUGUUACAGUUUGUUACAGGCACCUCCAGCAUUCCCUAUGAAGGAUUUGCUUCUCUCCGAGGGAGUAACGGCCCAAGACGAUUCUGUGUGGAGAAAUGGGGGAAAAUCACUGCCCUUCCCAGAGCUCACACUUGUUUCAACCGUCUGGAUCUCCCUCCGUACCCAUCCUUCUCCAUGCUUUAUGAAAAACUCUUGACAGCAGUUGAAGAGACCAGUACCUUUGGACUUGAGUGACCUGGACGCACAAUACCCAGCUCUGUAUGGACAUGCGAUGUCAGAAGCUGCCCUCUAGAAGAAUGGCUGAACGUGGGAAGUUUCAGGAGUACGCUUCCAUUAGAGUAAAGCUGAGUGCUGUUAUUUUCCGGGAACACGUGCUCUGUCGCAUUUGGGGACUGGAUAGUGGUGACGAGUCGUCUUGGAAGGAUUUGGGUGAGCUCGAUGCCCAGGGAACAACCCAACAGUCUUUCAAUCAGCAGUUCUUGACUGCCAAACGUUUUUCCAUUUGUUAUGUUCAAAGACAAAGAUGAACCCGUACGUGAUCAGCUCUGUGGUAACUUUGAGGGACUCAAGAGAAUCUUGAAACUUUUGAAACUUAAUCUUUGAACGUGGUUCCAGCCAAACUGGCAGCACUUGGCCCAAUCUCCAAAUUAGUGCAAGUUAAAUAAUAUAAUAAAAACAAAUAUAUUUCCUGAAA